UCGCGGUCACUGAUGAUGUUCUCGGGGAGACCGUGGUGGCGAGCGACAUGAUCGAAGAAGAAGGGGAUCUCGGUGGGGUCAGGAGGGAAAUGCUGGGACAGGACAUCAGUGGUGACGAAGAAAUGGCGAGUGGGGUCAGCGAUCUUGAGGAUGGGGGCGGUGGUGAUGAGUUACUUGAGUUUGUCGAAAGCGGCUUGGCGGCGUUCAGUCCAUGUGAAGGACUCGGUGGCGCGGGUGAGCUCAUGGAGAGGGUAGGAGACGUCGGAGAAGUUUUGAAUGAAGGGGCGGAUGGAGAGAACUUUGCGAAGGUGUUCGAGGUGGGAUUCAAAGGUGGGGCUAAAGACGAGGAUGUCAUCAAGGUAGAUCACGGCACAAACUUCGAGGAGGUCGCAAAAGAUGUGAUUCAUGGUAGAUUGGAAUGUGGCGGGGGCAUUGGUGAGUCCGAAGGGCAUCACGAGGAACUCGUAGUGCCCGAAGCGAGAGCGAAAGGCGGUCUUGUGGGUGUCCUCCUCGCGGAUGCGGAUCUGGUGGAAGCCACUGCGGAGAUCAAUCGAGGUGAAAUACUUGGCUCCACUGAGGCGAUCAAGAAGCUCGGAUAUGCGAGGGAGUGGGUACUCGUUCUUUAUCGUGAUCCGGUUCAGGGCACGGUAGUCUGUGCACAUGCGGAGUUUCGAGGUGCCGUUCUUCUUAACGAAGAGACAACUGGUUCCGAAGGGGGAGGAGCUAGGCUUAACGAAUCCUUUCUCAAGGAGUUCAUUAAGUUGUCACUUCAUCUCUUCGGCCUCGGGGACAGAGAGCUGACCGGCGGGCAAGGACUCGGGGAAGACAUCUUUGAAUUCGGAGAGGAGGGCGGUGAUGUGGGGAUCAGAAGGAGGAUCUUGGUCGGGUUUGUCCGUUGGAAGCAAGUCCUCGGGACGCUCGCGGUCGAUGACAAGGCAAUAGUAAGCGGAGUCAGGGUGUUCACGGGACAUGUGGAGGAAUUGAUGUGGGGAGASGGGGGGUGGGGUGGAAGGGGGAAGAAGGUAGGGGAUGUCAACGGGAGAGUCGGGAGGUGGGAGUUGUUUGCGACGCCUGGGAGUCGUCCGGUGGAGGCGGCGUCACUAGAGAGGGGGGAGGCAGACGAAUUGUCGAUGCCAGAUGGGCCAUGGAUGGGACGGAGGACGUCACCGAUGGGUGGGCCGACAGACGCGAUGUCGAUGCCGGGUCGAUGUCCUGGGGACUGUGUUCAUGAUGAGGAGGGACCCGCGCUUGCCGAGGGCGGUGAUGCGGAGGUUGCGGGUAGAGUGGAGGUGGACUGGCGGGUGAAUUGUGCGGCGUUGAGGCAAUUGGUUUUGUUGGUGCCCCAAUUGACGACAACGGAAGCAACCCCCUUUUGCUUGGAGGUAGGUGCGCUCCUCGGGGGUGGAGGUGAUGAGGGUGGCCCACUCAAGGAAGGUGUGAGGCCGGAGACUGGAGUGGUGGCGAUUAGACAUUUCGGUGUACCACCAGCGAGCCGCGUUGUCCAGAAGUCGGCCACCAGCGAUGGGGAGCCAGUGGAUGACGGGGAUGCCAUGGAGGGAGAAGGCUUGUUGGAGUUUGGUGAGAAAGAGGAGGACAUCCUCAUGGGGUUGGCCCAAGAAGUAUGCGCGGAAGGGAUUAGGCCGGAAGAUGCGAAGGUGGAUAGUAUUCGAGACUGGACACGACCUCAGACUGUCACUGAGGUCAGAUCUUUCUUAGGAAUGUGCGGCUACUAUAGGAACUUCGUAAAGAACUAUUCUACAGUCGCCUCUACUUUGACGGAUCUAACUCGACUUGACACGCCGUGGGACUGGAGUGAUGAGUGCGAGGGUGCUUUCAAGCGAUUGAAGCAUGCACUCGUGAAUCAUGAAGUUCUCAUGGUUCCCGAUCCUCAGAAGCCAUUUAUAGUGACCACAGACGCAAGCCAAUAUGGCAUUGGCGCAAUGCUGGCUCAGCAGGAUGGGAAGAAGUUGAGACCGAUUGAGUACAUGAGCAAGAAAAUGCCAUCGAAGAAAUUGGCAAAGUCCACCUACGAAAGGGAACUCUAUGCUCUCUACAAGGCACUUGUCCAUUGGAGACACUUCAUAUUGGGAAGGUUCUUCUACUUGAGGACUGAUCAUCUGACCCUCAAAUGGAUCAAGACUCAACCAGCUCUUUCUGACGCACUCAAGCGAUGGAUUGAAGUCAUAGACCAAUAUGACUUCGAGCUUGAGUAUCUGAAGGGAGAGUACAACAAGGUUGCAGAUGCGCUAUCACGUAGGGCAGACUACCUAGGUGCGCUAGUUUCUGAGUUUGGUGUAUCUGAAGAAGUAACUCAAUCAUUGGUGGGAGCCUAUCAGGAAGACCCUGUCACGAUGGACAUCAUGCGCAAACUUCAGGCAAAAGACAAGGCCACAGAGAAUGAGUUUGUGAUGGUGGACGGGCUACUCUAUCUUGAUAAGGCCGGUGUUAAAAGGCUAGUAGUUCCAUCUAGUGAACGUUUGCGUAGUUUGUUUUUAGGAGAAUGCCAUGAAGCAACCGGGCACUUUGGUUACAAAAAGACGAGUGCUAAUCUAGUACAACGAUUUUGGUGGCCUGGAAUGCUAGAUGACGCGAAGAAGUAUGUAGAGACCUGUCAGGUCUGUCAGCGGGACAAGCCGCGAACUCAAGCACCGCUUGGGUUGCUGAAGCCCUUACCUAUCCCCGCUGGUCCAGGACAAAAUGUUUCCAUGGAUUUCAUGGAUUCCCUGGUGACCAGCAAGAGUGGCAAGAGGCACAUCUUCACCAUCAUUGAUCGAUUCACCAAAUACGCUAGACCAGUUGCCAUGCCAGAGACCGCAAGGACGGACCAUGUCAUCAAGUUGAAACUGAAGGAGGAUCUGAUUGAACACACUGCCAAGGAUCCGGACCUUAGUCCCAUCCUUGAGCAGCUCAAGGCUGACCCUAGUAGUCGACCUGAUUUUCACGAGUGUGAGGGUCUGGUAUUCCGCCGGUAUGGGAAGUUUGAUCGUUUGUGUGUACCCAACCAUGCGCCUCUCCCGACUCAUUUCUUGGAUUUGGCACAUGGUCGGAGUGGACACUUCAGCUUUGAGAAGACUCAUGGAAGUUUGCAGCAGUUUGAUUUGCCUGGAAUGAAGGGAUCUGCUCAUAAAUUUAUUGUUGAAUGUCAAGUCUGUCAAAGAACCAAGGUCCAUAGGCAUAAGCCUUAUGGCCAGCUGAACCUCCCAAUCCCUGAUGGGCCCGGUGAGUCGGUCUCUAUCGAUUUCACGGACAUUGGGAAGGUGAGAGAGGGAGGACAUUCACAAGUCAUGGUCAUUGUGGAUCGUUUUUCCAAAUUUUUGAAUUUGAUUCCUCUACCUCCUCAUGCACCAACUGAGCUUGUGAUUGAAGAAUUUCACCAGCAGUACAUUCUGCAAUAUAGACCCCCGAAAACUUUUGUGAGUGAUCGGGACACCAGGUUCAUUUGUGCUGAUUGGAAGGACUUCACUUCGCAGAUCUACUACAUUAAACUCAACAAGACUCCUGGUGGACACCCGGAAGCCAAUGGAUUAGCUGAGGAAAUCAACCAGACUGUCAUUCAAUUACUGCGCGCGUUAAUUGUUUCAGAUCAGAACACGUGGGACAAGGAGUUACACAAAGUGAAGGGGUUGUACAACAACUCCAUUCACUCAGCAAAUGGUGUGACACCGAAUCAGCUGCAAUAUGGUUGGCAGUUGUUCAAUCCUCUCUUCUAUUUGUUCCCCAAAUGGUCCCCUGGUCUGACGCGCGGCAUGCCUGGCUACAAUGCCAAGUAUGCACGCCUGCUUAAAGUUGCUAUCGCAGCAAUGAACAAGCGUCAGCAUGCCAUGGUCAAACAUGCUAACAAGUCGCACAAAGAAGGGAACUUCAAAGGAGGGAGUUAUGUCUGGGUCAAAAUGUCUGAGUUUUCUGACGAAGAGGGCGUAUCACGAAAGCUUCUGCCAUUGUACUAUGGCCCUUGGCAGGUUCUGAAGGUGAUUGGGGAUGAUUUUGGUCCUUCGUAUGUGAUUGACGUGCCUCCUCAUCUGCGCAUAUAUUCGGUCUUUCACGCUUCAAAACUGUUUCCACAUAUCGAUGACAAGACUUUUCCCUUCCGAGAUCCUAUGAUACCUCGUCCUAUCGACAGCGACCAUGAGAUAGACAGAAUUGUUUCCUAUGAAGGAAGAGGGAGGAACAGACAGUACAAGGUUCACUUCCUCUAUCACCCGUUGAACGAGUUUUUCUGGAUCGAUCGAAAAGAGCUACCAAAGAAUGUUCCACGUGUUGUUAACGCUUACGAACGACAGAUCGCUGAUGGACAAACUUUUAAAUACAAUGUGGCCAAGGUAUUCUACGCUUGGGGCAGCGAAAGUGCAUUCGUUGAGCUUGGCGUAGAACUUUUGGUCUUUGAGGAUAAAGAGGACUUGGUGAAUUUGCUGAAGGUGAGUGUCGAAGUAGACUGGACGGUCGCUGGGGCGUUUGUGAGGCCAAAAGGCAUCACAAGGAACUCUAAAAUGCCCAAAGCGAGAGUGGAAGGCAGGCUUAUGAGUAUCCUCUUCGCAAAUGCGGAUUUGGUGGAUGCCAUUUCGGAGGUCGAUCUUUGUGAAGUACUUGGCUCCACGGAGGUGAUCCAGAAGCUCGGAGAUGCGAGGCAAGGGGUACUUGUUCUUGAUCGUGAUCUGGUUGACGGCACGGUAGUUUGUGCACAUGCGGAGUUCAGAGGUUCCGCCUUUCUUGACGAAGAGGCAACUUGUACCGAAGGGGGAGGAGCUUGGCUUAAUGAAUCCUUUUUCAAGGAGUUCAUUGAGUUGUCGCUUCAUUUCUUCGACCUCGGGAACGAAGAGCUGGUAGGGUGGUCGACAUGGAGGAGUGUGACCGGGUUCCAGAUCAAUGAGAAGGAGAGGAAGGAGACCCUGCUAAGAAGGCAAGUGGCUCUCCUAGAGACUGUCCCCUCACUGAUUGAAGUGCAGUGUGGGGAACAGUUGCAGUCCAUACUCACAGCCUUGGUUCAAGUCCGGAAUCUUGAGGACCAUACCACUCAGAUCGCUGAAGUUUUUGCGAAACUGCAGACUCUUCAGGAUGAUCUGACUGAUAUGACCCGCAAGUACCAUGACUUGACCAAGGAGGUGGCUGACCUGCGACAAGCCCAAGUGGCCAACCCUCUCCCUCUACCCCCUGGAUCCGGAGCUGCAAUCGGAACUACUUCUGCCCCUCUUACUGUAUCUUCUUCUACCUCUUCUUCGAGUGUGAUGGCAACUUCCUUAGGAUCUGCAGCAGGUGCAGACUCCACUGUUGCUGUAACAAGCAACGAAGCUGGAACUUCUGCAAUUGCUGCAGCCCCAGGAUCAGAACCAGCUGCUGCUGGUCCUAGCUACGCAGGUCCCUAUGUGGACCGGAAGUCGGUUCAAAUGCCGUCCAAGUACGACGGCAAGGAAGACAUCGAGUCCUGGAUCGGCUCCAUGCGGGCCUACUUCGAGAUCCUGGGGACUCAAACUGAGACCCAGGCGGUGAUCAUGGGAAUGAAUGUCGAGUCGGUUGUCCUCCAAGAGCAUGAGGGCCAUCUGAGGCAGGUCUUGGAGAAGCUAAGGGAAGCUAACUUCAAGAUCAACGCGAAGAAGUAGUCGCAGCCACAGGGACAGGUGGUGAAGGAGGAACCACAAUCCUCAAGUCCCCCUCCUCCUCUGACUGCGACCCAACAGCGUGUUCAAGAGAUGAAGGAGAAGCUGCAGCAGCAGCAGGACUUGCUAGCAGAGUUGGAAAGGAAAGAGGCAGCCGAGAUGGAAGCUUCAACAGAUGCGUCCCGCAAGACGUAUCUGUUGGAGCAGCUGGCCGAGAUAGAGGCAGAUGGUCUGUCCUCAGAAGCGAAUAAGUGUAUGGCAGAGUGGAUCCGACUGGACAACAAAGCUACAACUACUUAUUUCACUAACUGGGAUGACCGGAUGGCACGACUAGAACGCCGUGUUGAUGAUCUGGCAGCUCAGCAAACAAAGAUCCUGACAGCAAUAGAAUCUUUGGUUGCUCAACUGACAGCUGCUGAUAUUGUUGUUUCCUCCUCUUUGUCUUCCAAACCUCUCAAACCUUUUCCUCCUUCCUCUCACCUUACCAGUUCCAGACAUUCUUCCCCUCCACCAUCUCCUCCCUCAAAAGCAUCAGUCCCAGGGACCACUGUCCCUCCAGAAGGUGAUCAGCGGAUCUUUCCCAAGAUCCUAACCCCCAACAAGUUCAAAGGAGAUGAUCCCAAAGUGGAUGUUGGGGAUUGGGCUGCUGGUGCAAGAGCCUACCUGAGAGGCUUCACCUGUCCUGAAGAGACGAAGGUCUCUACUGUUCUAGGUCUGUUGAAGUGGGCCACCUCCACCUCCAGCAGCCAAGACAAGAGGCUGGAAGAUUGGGCUUUUGGGUUGGGAGUGGACGGGCUUCUGCAGGCUCUGGAGGACAGAUUUGCAGAUAAGGAGCGAGCCCGAAAGGCUUCUGAUAGGAUUGCUCGCCUGGGACAACAACAAUAUUCAGGGACCCUUCACUCCUUGUUUGCAGAAUUCGAGCAGCUCCCCUGGGGCUGCACAUUAUUUAGCAAAGUCGUCCUCAAAUCUGGCUAUCACCAGAUUGAGAUGGCAGAGGAGGAUGUCAACAAGAAAGCCUUCAAAACCAGCAAGAAACGGCGCAAGGCAAAGAUGCCGGAGCAGCUGCCAGCACUGCCUGGACCCCCUCAAAGGAAACUGCCAGGGCCACGCAAGGGUGGUUCUAAAGAAGUACCAAAGACUGGUUCUAAGGACGUGACAAAGGCUGGUUCCAAAGAAGCUGUACGGACUGUUUGCCUGAAGAGAUCCUUGAGUGCUUCUGUGAAUGAUGCCAAAGGAAAAGCAAAGAAUUUGGCCUCUGGAACAUCGACUAAAGUUUGCGGCGGAUUUUUGAAGACGUUGGAAUCAUCUUAUGUAUCUACAGGCAAAGAAGGGUUAUCGACUCACGGUCUCGAAGAUCGUGGGGCCUUUUGUUCACAGAGGUUUGAUUAUAAUUCGGCUCACAGAGAUAAUUCAGAGACGGCAGUGGAACCGCAUGGAUACCUGCAGCCUGGUAAAGUGGGGGAUGAUUUGGUCAGUAGAGACAGUGGUACUCAAUCUGACAGUUCCUCUGAUGAAGUGGAUUACCUGACUCGUGCUCCUCUUGGGAUAUCCUUAGCAGAUUUUGGGGUGAAGGUUGUUGGACGCCGAACGUUUCAGUUACCCACAGGGAGCACAUCGAGCAAUGCGCUUCGGACUAAACAAUAUGAGGGUAAUGACAGCAAUGGCGGCGACGGGUCGUUGCUCCAACUGAUUGAGGCGGCUGUUGACUUGCUUGACCUCGUUGUCGAGGGAAUGGAUGUCCUCUUGUUGUGCAAUGCAGGUUGCCGGGAGGUCCAUGAGGUGGGAAAGCAAAGGCAAGAUCCUGAGUCCUCUGUCGCAGAGUUCGCAACCUUCGGCCUCGGUCCGUCAUUCCGUUGCCAUAUCGCGGCUCCGACCUUACCUGCAGGUGUUCCGUCGGCUAUACCCCCCGGAGUAGCACCGACGAUCCCGCCUGCUAUUGCUAAUCCUAUUACUGCACCUCCUCCUCCUCCUCCUCCUCCUCCACCACCUCCUCAGUAUUCACACCUCGGUAAUCAACCGGUGGCGCACGGUGGAAACUCUUCUGGCAGUGGGAAAGGCCAUUCCGCGAAUGCGUUUCCAGGACCUGGAAACCGAGCCUACUUCACCAAAGAAUACAUGGACAUCCUCAAAGGGAUCAAGAUGAACAAGGCAUUGGAGGAGGCUAAGAAGAAGAUCGGUGGUUCCAGACGAAGCGGUGGGAAGGCUAUUGAGCUCCCGGAGGAGAACAGCAGGACAGAGUCAAGACCUGCUGAUAAGUCCRAUGAAAUGAAGGCUUGGGUAACAACCACCCKCGGCGACUCUUUGAAGCUCAUAACCGAGAAGUUGGAAGCURUAGAUUCGAAGGCGAAACUGACGUCGGCGGAGAAGGAGGAAUUAGAGCAACUUCGAAAGGAGAAGCUCGUCGAGAAGGGGAGUAAGGAUAGUAAGGAUGUGUCAAGCAGCGAGAAGAGGAAGCGGAUCAACGUACGAACUCCGCUUGUGAACUCACCUUCCGGUGCUCGUGCUAAGUCCCGUUCUCGGGGUAGCAUGAAGACUCGGCCGAAACGCAUCGAUGUCUCAUCCGAUGAGGAGGGAACCGGCGGGGUGAUACAGAACCUCCAAGUCAAGAUGGAGAACAACAGUGAGCUGUCUGAUAUCAAACGCAUGUUGGCUGCCCUUAUGCAGGGGCUGGGUGAUGACAAAGGGAAGGCUAAAGUGGUCGAACCCUCAAGUAAUAUACCCGAUGUCACUGUCGAUGACACGGAGGACGUGGACACUGUUCAGAACGUGUCAAAUGCCGAGGACGAGGAGGAAGAAGAUGAAGGGGGCCUCGCAGCUUACAUGAAAAUUCGGAGUGACUUCUACAAUUCACUGCAUUACACACGGGUGCAGGAGCUGUGCAAAGAGAAAAACAUCCAAUAUUUUCGCAAGGAAAUGGGUGCCUGGGAGCUUGCAAGACGGGAUCUGCAGGACUACGCCGAUCUCCUGAAGGAAGAGAAGGGCGGGAAGAAAGGCGAAUCGUCCAAUCAGCCUGAUGACACCGAAGACGAGCCUAGAAAGUCAUCUGAUCGCUUCUUCGAUCAGACGGUCCCCGACCUCCACUUCUCCCUCACCCUCCAGCCACCGGAUAGUAUCCAGGCGCCUCGGCGCUACCAUUCCUCCGCCUACUUCGACGUGCUGGAGAUUGGGUACGACUUUAUCCUUGGCACUCCCUGGUCUCGCCGGUUCCGUAGCACAGAGGCCGAAUGGGCGUUUGAGACACUCAUUCUCAAAACGAAGUGUGGUCAAACCGAUCGAGUCCCCUUCAUUGGAACCACGGGCGACACCCCUCCAAACCUACCUCCCCAGGACCCUCGUCCUUCUGGGUCCCACCCAGACAUCUCCUUCACUUCUCCCCGUCAGUUUGCUCACUUCAUCCGACAGGAGGACGUCACGCUCUACUCAGUGAACUUCAUGGAUCUUCUUCGCUACGAUCCACUCUGUCCCGAGGUUGAGCUCAUCUCACUGGAGCCCGAUCCCCCUGACCCUUCCUCCAUCUUCGCGGCUCCCAUCUCUACAUCCACCCCGCAGCCUACGGAUACCCCCUCGACAUCCCAGGUUCCUACGCCGUCCGCUGCCAAGUCCACCCAUACGUCUCGUGCCGACGCAGACGUUGAGGAACUCAUGCGGUUCACGGCUGACUUAGAGCCCGUCAUGCGCGACCUGAUUCGGGAGUACCGCGACGUCUUCCCCCCGUAUUUCUCAUACAGUGGGAUUCCCUCGAUGCGCGGUGUCGAGCAUUCCAUCCAGCUCGUGCCUGACUAUCGUCUUCACCAUCAGGCACCAUACCGACUCUCGAUUCCAGAGGCGACGGAACUCCAGCGUCAGCUUGAGGAGCUCCUUCGACUUGGUUUCAUUAAACCUAGUAACUCCCCUUGGGGUGCACCUGUCCUCUUUGCUCGCAAAGCGGACGGAACUCUCCGCCUCUGCAUCGAUUAUCGCGGCCUUCACCGUUACACGGUUAAGAACAGCUAUCCCAUGCCCCGCGCGGAUGAGCUGUUUGACCGUCUGGCAGGCAGCCGCUUCUUCACGAAGAUCGAUCUUCGUAGCGGUUACCACCAGAUCCGCGUUGCCGCAGAGGACCAGCCGAAGACCGCCUUUCGGUCGCGCUUCGGCCACUACGAGUUCACGGUGAUGCCAUUUGGCCUCACCAAUGCACCCGCCACCUUCCAGACGGCGAUGAACGACAUCUUCAGGGACAUCCUUGAAGAAUACGUUCUCGUAUACCUGGACGACAUCCUGGUCGCCGACAUCGUCUUCGACCGAGUCGUGAGAGAUCACGGCUUACCUCAGAGCAUCAUCUCCGACCGUGACCCGCGCUUUACCAGCACAUUCUGGCGACGCCUACACGAGGUGUACGGAUCCCAGCUCCGCUUCUCAUCGUCUUACCACCCUCAGAUGGAUGGUCAGACUGAGGUCACCAACAAAACUCUCGGUAAUAUCCUCCGAAAGUUUGUUAGGGAUGACCAGCAGUGGGACUUACACUUGGCCCACGCGGAGAUUGCGUACAACCACGCUGUUUCGCCAUCCACGGGGAUGUCGCCAUUCUAUUGCGACCUCGGCUACCACCCUCGCGUACCUGCGGAUUUCCUACGACCAUCGCGGUUGCGCCCAGACACUCGUUGCCCUGCGUUUGACGACUGGAUCGCCCACAUGGCGGUGAUUAUGAAGCGCGCACACGAGAGUUUAGCCGACUUCCAGACUCGCACGGCCGCACGAGCGAACCGAUCACGAAUGGAUCAUCCAUUCAAAGUCGGUGACGAUGUGCUCGUCGACGCACGCCACUUACAGCCCGAAGCAGAUAUGCUUCGCAAGUUCAGGCGUCGUUUCUUCGGUCCAUGCCGCAUCCUUCAGGCCGUCGACUCUGAUACUGCCGCUAGUCCGGUCAGCUUCCGUGUGAAGCUACCUGAUUACCUUCGACAGGCUCGCGUACACGAUGUUUACCACGUCUCCUUGCUGCGUCCUUAUGGUAGACCGUCCGAGCGCUUCGUCGGACGCCCUUAUGAGUGCCCUCCACCUAUCAUGGUGGACGGUCACGAGGAGUUGGUUGUUUCCGAUAUCGUAUCACGCCGAGUUACCGACGAUACCCCUACAUGCAUCGAGUACCUUGUGCGUUGGAAGGGCUACCCUGAUGAGGAGGCUACUUGGGAGCCGCUCGAGCACUUGCAGCACGCCAGGAUGUUGGUGCGUGCAUAUGAUCGUGCUCGUCGUGCUGGGACAUCUGCUUCUACUCAGACGACUGACCCUCUUCCUCCUCCUCCGGCUGAGGAGAUCGCUGAGGAUGAGCCCGCUCCCUCUGAGGCCGUUCCUCAGCCGCAGAUGGUCGCCUCCGAGCGUCCACAGCGCACUCAUCGUCGCCCUUCACCUCGCUGGUUGAAUGGCUUAGUGCAGCAGCAGGGCUACGGUCAGAACUUCGAUGCCUGGGCACAGGCCCAGACAUUGGAAGAGUUCGUACGGUCCGUGUAUAAUAGGUGGCAUGACCCGCAAGGGGCUCAGAAGGCCACCGAUGCUAUCAACAGUUUUUGUUCCCGCAGGUUCAAGAAUGUUAGAGAGCUAACGGACACCGUAGAAUGUUUACUCGUGGUACCUGGUGUGCGUUAUGACCAGCAAGUUCUCCUGACGGAUUACCUAAGGUGCCUAUCUGCAGAGGUAAGGACCAAGCUGGUUGAUGAGGCCUAUGUCGAACAGCACAACUUCGCUACUUUUAGUAAGAAAGCUUUGGACAUAGAGGCAAAGCUGGGAUCCGCGCAUCAGGCAUCUCAUGAUGAUAGGCAGAGACUUCCCCAGGACUGGAAGAAGAAGGGUCAGUUGAUGCUCGUUGACCAUGAUGGUCAAACGACGAAGAUUGACGAUUUCCCAGACCUUGGGGAGGUGACAGAGCAAGAUGGGGCUAGUGAGACUUCGGAUGGGGGAGUCGUGGCACCCAUCAAGGAAAAGGCUAGGGGGACCGGGAAGAAGAAGGUAGUACGGUCCACGGGUCAGGGCGACCAAGGAACACCCGCAUGGGUAAAACUUGGUUUUGAGUAUGACGUGUGGAGGGACCGAGUUGCUACGGGCACGUGCAUGAACUGUGGCAACUAUGGCCACACGUCUCGAACGUAUGGUCUGUACGAGUUUGUGGUGGUGCUCUUUGGACUAUGCAAUGCACCUGGUACGUUCCAGCACGUGAUGAACAGGAUUUUUCAUGACUACUUAGACAAGUUUAUCUUCAUGUACCUCGACGAUAUUCUCAUCUUUAGUAGGACUGUAGAGGAGCACGUUGAGCACUUGAAAACAGUGCUAGGUGUCCUAAGACAGCACCAGUACAAGGUUAACUUGGAGAAAUUUGGUUGCACCAAGGUCUUGUACUUGGGUCAUGAAAUCUCAGCAGAUGGAUUGAGGUCGGAUGAUGCUAAGGUGGCCAGCAUACGUGACUGGCCCAGACCUCAGACUGUUACUGAGGUCAGAUCGUUUUUGGGGAUGACGGGCUACUAUCAUCCGUUUGUGAAGAACAAUAGUACUAUAGCUUCCCCAUUGACAGAUCUAACUCGACUGGACACCCCUUGGGAGUGGACUGCAGAGUGUGAGGCAGCCUUCAGAAAACUGAAGUAUGCCCUGACACAUUAUGGAGUUCUUAAACUUCCUGAUCCUGAUAAGCCAUUUGUCGUGACCACAGACGCCAACCAAUAUGGCAUAGGCGCAGUCCUUGCGCAAAAGGAGGGGCCCAAGUUGAGACCUAUCGAGUACAUGAGCAAAAAGAUGCCAUCUCAGAAACUAGCUAAGUCCACUUAUGAGCGUGAGCUCUAUGCCCUGUACAGAUCGCUGGUACAUUGGAGACACUAUCUCCUUGGCAGAUUCUUCUACGUGAGAUCUGACCAUGAGACCUUGCGCUGGAUUAAGACACAGCCAAUACUCUCUGACGCAUUGAAACGUUGGAUUCAAGUGAUAGACAUUUAUGACUAUCAACUUGAUCCAAUCAAGGGAGAGUACAACAAAGUGGCUGAUGCAUUAUCUCGCCGGGCGGAUUAUCUGGGCGCACUAGUGACCGAGUUUGGCAUAUCUAGCGAUUUGACUCGAUUAUUGGUGGACGCCUAUCAGCAAGAUCCAGUUAUGUCUGAGAUCAUCUGUAGAUUCAAGGCAAAGGAUAAAAAGACUUUGACGAAUUUACGAUGGAUGUCGUCGACGUCCACGUGGCCAUCCAUGGUUGGGGGCAGCAUAGAUCUCCGUGAUGGGAACUGUGAUGUCUCAGUGAAAGGUGCAAGCUUGGAGGCGUGGAAAACAGGCGCCCAGCUUACUCUACUAGACUAUCCUACCUACAGCUGGUUCACGCAACAGGAUCAGUUCGACUCACAAAGACCAAUGUACAUGACUGCCAACACCAUCGCCGACCUGUCUUCAUGUUCCAGGUCGUGCGUGCAUGGGGAGUCACAGCUAUGGCGCCAGACUAGUCCCUACACCCCUGAGCAGCAAGCAAAGAUGGCCGCCUUAGUGAAAGAGAACAAGGAGAGAAGAGAGCGCGAGAAGCAGGCGAAGCUAAAGGCUAUCGCAGAUGAGCAGGCAGCGAAGAUGAAGAGGUUGGAGGAGGAGAUGAAGAGAGUGCAACAAGAGGAGGAAGAAAGAAGAAAAGUUGCUGAAGCAAAAGCAGCAGCAGAAGUAGAGAAAGAGAGAAUGAUAAUUGAGAGUGGAGAAGGGAGCAGUGGUGGCACGAUGAAGUGGGAGACAGACACUGAGCUGGAGAAGAAGAUCAGCGAGUGGGUCUCUAAUUUAUCGUUGGGGGAAGAUGAGGAGGCGGAGUCCUUUGUGACGAAGGAUGAGAAGGCUGCGCUGGCCGCUGAGGUAGCAGCCAUGACAGACCCAAUUGAACGAAGAGAGAGGGAAGACGAGCAAAAGUUAGCAUGGAAGUUGAGAAUGAAGAGGGAGAAGAAGAGGAGGAGAGAGGAAGUGAAUAAGAUGACCGCAACAGUGGCGAAGGUGCAAGAGUGUAGAGCGGAGGUGCUGGCCCAGCCAGAUGAUAAGGCCAAGUGGGACAAAGUACAGGGCUAUCUAGAGGUGUUGAGCAAGGCCUGGAUGGAGGAGCGCCAAGCAAGCUGGAGCCAGGAUGUAGCGUUGAGUGCCAUGCGGUCCGGGUUUAGGGAUUUUGCGCGCGAAAUUGUCUCCCACAUUGGGGGCGAAGUCAAACAGUUGAGAGACAAUGUAGGGAAGUUUUGUGAGGGCGCAAUUCAGGGUGCCAAAGCUGCAGCCGUUGUAGAAGGAGAGGGCAGACCCCGUAAGGACCCAGUGAAACUUAAGUUCCCAGACGCGUACGGGGGAAAGAAGGACGAGAACUUUGACAACUGSGAGGCCAGUGUCAAUAGUUACAUUUACUUACAGCAUAUCCUGAUAGAGGAGCAAGUCCUCGUGGCCUUUCAGGCACUGAAGGACAAAGCGGCUAGCUUCGCCAGGUCUCUCGCACGUACAGCCGGUUGUGAAAACAACCUGGUUGCAUAUUCCAAAGUCACUCCUCUUUCCCAAUUCCUCAAGCUCGUGAAGGAGCGGUUCGCUGACCCAACGCGAGGCAUUAGAGCCUCUGAUAAGCUCCAAAAGAUCCACUCCCGGCAGUGGAAGAGUGCUAAAGCACUCAAGGGUACUAUGGACGACUUGGUAGCCGUCCCGGACCACGGGGUCACUGAGCCCCAGCUGGUCCAGUUGUUUUAUCGUGCCAUUCCAGAGGCCCUACGCGGGCAUUUCUUUGACAAAUCUCAGCAGGCCGGCAUGACUUACGAUGUAUUGAGUAGAGAAGUCAUCCUGUAUGAGUCGAAGUCUAUGCCAGUUACCACUUUCUGGCAUAAGGACGUGGAGAAGGGGAAGAAGUGGAAAGAUCGUACCAUCUCGGGCCAAGUCAAGGCCAAGGAUCACUUGAUCUUGACAUUAGAGGAGGGUGAUAACACCUUGGCACAUUGCUGUCUCAGUGCUUCCGCGUUUGCGCGAUUAGUAAAGAAGGAGCAGUUAGAAGACCAGGUCUUUGUAGUUUAUGUUAGACCUGUCACUGAGGCCCAGGAAAAGGAUAGUUCCACAUAUCCAACAAUUGCCAAGCUGCUGGAAGAAUUCAAAGACUUGACUGAGUCGCCGACAGGAGUAGUGUCGCGACCCAUCGAGCAUAGGAUAGAGAUAGAGCCUGACAGCAGAACUCCUAAGGGUACAGUCUACAGGAUGUCCCCAAGAGAGUUAGAGGAGCUUCGCAAGCAGUUAGACGAACUCCUUGAGAAAGGUUGGAUCAGGCCCAGUUCGUCUCCUUUUGGAGCACCCGUUUUGUUUGUCCCCAAGAAGGAAGGAGAGUUGAGAAUGUGUAUAGACUACAGGGGUUUGAAUGCGAUCACCGUGAAGAAUGCUGRGCCGCUGCCCAGAAUAGACGAUCUUUUAUAUCGGGUGCAGGGUUGUAAGUAUUUCUCUAAGAUAGACUUAAAGUCCGGAUACCAUCAGAUAUAUGUCCAUCCUGAUGAUCGGUACAAGACUGCAUUCCGGACUAGAUAUGGGCAUUAUGAGUUUAUAGUGAUGCCCUUUGGACUGGCCAACGUGCCAGCUACUUUUCAGCGUUGCAUGAAUGACCUGUUUAGACCGUGGUUAGAUAAAUUUGUGGUAGUCUACUUAGAUGAUAUCCUAGUCUUUAGUAAGACCCUCCAGGGAGAGCACCAGGGUCAUCUGAGGCAGGUCUUGGAGAAGCUUAGAGAGGCUAACUUCAAGAUCAAUACGAAGAAGUGUGAGUGGGCCAAGACGCAAGUCUURUACUUGGGCCACGUGUUGGACGGAGAUGGCAUUAAGCCAGAGGACAGCAAGAUAGUGGCGAUUAGAGAUUGGUCAACGCCCCGCACGUUGACAGAGUUGCGGUCGUUCCUAGGCCUAGCUAACUACUACAGGAAGUUUGUGAGGAACUUCUCCACUAUCGCCGCUCCCUUGCGCAGGUACCGCAGCCACAGCCAGUGUGAUCAAGAUAUCAGCACACAGGUGAGUAUGCAAGGACACCACAGAACAGCCAACAGGGGGAGAGUCACCUCCCCUUACACAGCAGGACAGGAGGCGAAAGCCGCCGCCAUCCCGAAAGAGAGAAGAGAGAAGGAGGAGGCCAAGAAGAAGGCCUUGCUGGAAGAACAGACGGCAAAGAAGAAGAAGAUUGAGGGAGAGAUGGCGAGAGAAAUGGAGAGGUUGAAAAAGGAGGAAGAAAAGCUUCGAGCGGUAGAGGUAGAAGAAGAAGUAGAGGAGCAGCCGCUGGAGAGGAGAAGAACCGGGCAAAGAAGGGAAUCCAGUGGUGUGAAGGAGGAUCCAUUGGAGAAAAAGAUCACGGAAUGGGUGGCCAAUUUAUCCCUGCGAGAAGAGGAGGAGGCAUUAAUGUAUGUACCCAGGGAAGAGCAGGAGGCGACCAUGAAAGAGUGGUAUGCAGAGGAAGAUCCACUCAAGCGGCAGAGAAUCAAAGAUGAGAAGAGGAUGGACUGGAAGUUGCGGCUGAUGAGGGAAAGGAAAAGAAGAGUGGACGCAGUGGGCUCAGAGGUGAAGGCCCGCCUAGAGAGCACAGAGCGUUAUUGCACGGGCACCAUAGAGGGCGCCAGGUUGGCGGCAACCAAGGAGGAAGAAGCACGUCCUCGUAGGGAGCCUGUCAAAGUGAAAUUUCCCAACUCCUAUAGUGGAAAGAAGGAGGAGAACUUUGACAACUGUGAAGCGAAUAUUAGGGAGGAAGCAGCAAGCUUCACUCGUUCCCUGUGUCGCGCCGCCAAUUGCAAUGAUGACUCUUAGUUGCAUAUUCAGGGCUCACCCCUCUCAGAGAUUUCCUUAAGUUAUUGAGGGAACGGUUUGCAGACGUGACCUAUAGUGUCAAAGCCUCAGAUAAACUGCAAACCAUCCA
Messenger RNA from Chara braunii, 16461 nucleotides. Lineage: Eukaryota; Viridiplantae; Streptophyta; Charophyceae; Charales; Characeae. The record is from the annotation of a GenBank genome assembly.